Messenger RNA from Xiphophorus couchianus (Monterrey platyfish), 2871 nucleotides. RefSeq names its product zinc finger and SCAN domain-containing protein 2-like. Gene Ontology annotation, molecular function: RNA polymerase II cis-regulatory region sequence-specific DNA binding; DNA-binding transcription factor activity, RNA polymerase II-specific. The record is from RefSeq and is a predicted model, not a curated record. Lineage: Eukaryota; Metazoa; Chordata; Actinopteri; Cyprinodontiformes; Poeciliidae. Gene Ontology annotation, biological process: regulation of transcription by RNA polymerase II. The coding region runs from base 395 to 2350 and encodes 651 amino acids. Gene Ontology annotation, cellular component: nucleus. The transcript has 6 exons.
UAGUCUGAUAUCCUCUGCUUCCCGAAUCCUUCUGCAGUAAAUCCACAAUGUCAAAUUUCAUCUCAUAUUAACAAAGUUCCUAAUGAACUUGUUUCUUUGGUUCCGGUCAUUCCUGCGUCCAUAUUUAAUGUCUGAUGUUUAAUGAUAGGAGAUAUUUGAUCCACUGUGCCCGAUUCUAUCUUCUCUCCUGUUUCUUUCUGUUUAUUGGAUUUUUUCCAUCGGAAACAAUAAAAAUAAACAAUGUGACGUGUUUGAAACGCCGCUCCAAGCAUCACGUAACUUCCUGUGAUUAGCUUAGCCUGGCUAGUAGCCGUUAGCAGCAGCUAGCCGCGCUGUGAGUCCGCAGCUGUUUGACGGUGGACCUGUUGGAUCUGAGCCGAACCUUUCAGCAGCAAUGUGUUCCGUUCAGCCUCUGAGAGAGUUCAUCAGGGAGAGACUCGCUGCUGCCGCGGAGGAGAUUUUCUCCGAGGUGGAGAACACCGUCAGGCUGCUGGAGAGCCGCUGGGGGACCGACACACACCCGGAACCAACAGGUCCGCAACACCACACACACCCGGAACCAACAGGUCCGGAACCAACAGGUCCGCAACACCACACACACCCGGAACCAAGAGGUCCGGAACCAACAGGUCCGCAACACGACACACACCGGGAACCAACAGGUCCGCAACACGACACACACCGGGAACCAACAGGUCCGCAACACGACACACACCGGGAACCAAGAGGUCCGGAACCAACAGGUCCGGAACCAACAGGUCCGCAACACGACACACACCGGGAACCAACAGGUCCGCAACACCACACACACCCGGAACCAACAGGUCCGGAACCAACAGGUCCGCAACACCACACACACCGGGAACCAACAGGUCCGGAACACCGCACACACCGGGAACCAACAGGUCCGGAACACCACACACACCCGGAACCAACAGGUCCGGAACCAACAGGUCCGCAACACCACACACACCGGGAACCAACAGGUCCGCAACACCGCACACACCGGGAACCAACAGGUCCGCAACACCACACACACCGGGAACCAACAGGUCCGGAACACCACACACACCCGGAACCAACAGGUCCGGAACCAACAGGUCCGGAACCAACAGGUCCGCAACACCACACACACCCGGAACCAACAGGUCCGCAACACCACACACACCCGGAACCAACAGGUCCGGAACCAACAGGUCCGGAACACCACACACACCGGGAACCAACAGGUCCGCAACACCACACACACCGGGAACCAACAGGUCCGGAACACCACACACACCCGGAACCAACAGAACUCCAGCUGCUGAAGGUUCCUGAGGACCCGGUUCUGACUGACCCAAAACUAUGGAGCCAGGAGCAAAACCACAGACCGGACCCGGGUGAAGCAGAACCGGGCCGAGAUGUGGUACUGCAGAUCAGAGAGUUAUUCUGCGGUUCUGGAAUCGGCUCGGUCCAGUGUGGAGGAGAACAGGGUCAUCGGCACCAGCUGCCGGACACGAAACCUUGCAGAGCAGAACUUCCACAGCAACAAGAUUCUGAUCAGGUACUGAUGGGCCGGCAGCUCCAGAACCACGGUAGGACCUGGAGACUGGACCAGGAGGAACCAGCACUAUCACUGAAGCAAGAGUACCAGGAGGAUCCAGAACCGUCCUGGAUCAAACAGAACCAGGAGGAUCUGUGUGUCUGUCAGGAGGAAGAGCAGCCGGACCCGGAGACGUUCAUGGCGGUUCCGACUGAUGAAGAAAGUGAUCAGACUGAACCAGAACCAAACCCUGGGUCAGAACCUCUUCAAGGAUCUAAAGUCAAGUCCAGGAAGAAGAGAAGAAAAUAUGCAGAAAGUUCUUCUGGGUCAGAGAGUCUGGAUGAUGAUGAUGAUGAUGAUGAUGAUGAUGGUGGUGGUGCUGCGGCCCAGGUGACAUAUUGGACAGCGUCCCCAGCCGAGGACGUUGUCUCUGUGGGUUCAGAGGGAGGACGACCUUCGACCUCAUCGGCCCCCACCGACAGCGGACCCUGUGGGACGGCGUCCGCUCGCCGGUCAGCAGCGAACUGGGCCCGGCGGACUCCAGCAGCAGAGACUCUGUAUUCCUGCAACACCUGCGGGAAACGCUUCCGGUUCAACUGCCGCUACUUGUCCCACAUGAGGACCCAUACGGGGGAGAAGCCGUUCUCCUGCAGGCAAUGUGGGAAAAGUUUCACUCAGGGGGGAAGUUUGUGGCGACACUUCAGAACGCAUUCCGGAGAGAAACCGUUCAGCUGCAGCACAUGUGGGCGGAGCUUCAGCCAGAAGACGGGUCUGCUGGGCCACAUCAGGACUCAGCACAGAGGGGCGGAGCCAGGCUUUGGCUGAAUGUGUGGGCGGAGCCUCAGAGAGCAGAACAAAGUGGCAACUAAACAGGUUUAGUCAUCAAAAUCAUGAUGAAUGGACGGAAAAAGUUGACCCGACCGGUUCUCCGGCCCGGGUCAAGUGUCAGGUACUGAGGUUCUGACUAGAACUGCACCGAUGGAGGUUUUUUUGGUCGACCACCAGUCUUUAAAAAGCCUGACCUGCUGAUUCUGAUUUUGGCUGAUACCAAUUUGUUUGACUGAAAUGUUGCUUAAUAUAGCAAGAAAGUUGCUGAGUUGGUAAGAAUGUGGUGGCUUGUUAACUGCCAACGUGCAGACCCGACCCGGUGGGCGGUCUGUCCGUCAAACCUCUGUCAGGAGAGAGCAGAAGAGGGCAGUGGUUGAUUUUUAGGCCGUUUUUGAGGUAGAUAAAAUCGCAGGAUAAAAUCGGCUUCACAUGUCGGCCGAUCACCGAUCUCUUAGAAUUCAGACAAUUGGAUAAAACCGUUUUCUUACAGAUUCCUUUAAAUAAAGUUUGUUUUCUCC